AUGGUCUGGUUAUCGAAAAACGCGGUCACUCUACAACUUGCUGGGGCCAUUUUCUCAAGUCUAGCAUACGCCAACGACCUAGAAACCAUUUACAAUCGACAAACUGAGCUGAUAAUAUCCACCACGCGUGCUUGGAAUGGAAAGAUCCAAAAUUACAUUGACACUCUCAAAUCAGAUGGAACAUGGUCUGCCAUCGACUAUACUUCUGGCUGCACUGCGCGUCGAUCAAGUUGGCCAGCGAGUGGUCACUGGUCCCGUUUGCUCGAGAUGACAGCCGCCUAUCGGGGAGGUCUCCCGCGGUACAAAAACAAUGCCCACUUGCGCUCAGCCAUUCACAGAGCGAUGGGAUACUGGUUUGACCACGACUAUAGUACGAUUGGUGACGGCAGUUGUAUGGACAGGGAACAGUUUCCAGCACAUCAUUGCCCUUGUGGGACACCCGGGCUAUGGGGUCCCAAUUGGUACAGUAACGUUAUCCUGAUACCAACUCGCGUUAGUAAAGUUUGUAUCCUUCUACGUCAGGAACUGUCCGAUACCGAACUCGCCAAGUGCACGACAAUGGCCGCUCGAGCGUACGCCCCGUUCUAUCGCGACCCAAAACCAGGAUAUCUCAGUGGCGCGAACGUGAUGGACAUUGCUGUCAUUGGCAUCAUGGCUGCCUUACUAGAGAACGAUCGUUCAGGGAACGCGACGAGGAUCGCGGAUGCCUAUGGACGUGUGCACUCGCAAACAUUGGUUCAGUCCGAAGACCGCGUAGACGGGAUCAAACCCGACGGAUCGUUCCAGCAGCAUGGAGGACUAAUCUACGACGGGAACUACGGGAAAGAUUUCUCCAACUCGUUCAUUCAGCUUUCGCUUCUGGCUCUUGGAACGCAGUUUCAAGCCAAGAAGGAAGUACAGCAGUCAUUUGGAAGGUGGUUUGAAGGUGCAAGAUGGAUGACCUACACGAACGUGAUGAACAAUGUUGUGCAUUGGGACCUAUCCGUCAUAGGUCGUUUCAUAUCGUAUCCUGUGGCCGAUGGAAGAGCCUCUGCCGACUUGCGAAUGGAUCUUUCUCAAAUCUUGAAACUCGGAAAGGCUUGGUCACAGAGAGAUCUCAUCGAGUUCGGGACCAGGCUUACGGGGUCUGCGGAUAACUCGGCCAAUUCAGGCGGCCUGGUUGGCUCCCGCAUGUUUUGGAACUCGGACUAUAUGGUACAUCGGACUGCCGAAACUGUGACGACCGUCAAGAUGGUUUCGACUCGCACCACAACCUCUGAAUGCGUCAACUCGGAGAACCCGUAUGGGUUUCACCUGUCUGACGGGGUCACAUACACUUAUUCCACAGGCGCAGAAUACGAAGAUAUAUUUGCCGGACUCGAUUACAGCAUUCCUCCUGGGAUCACGACCGAUUAUGCUGCCGCCAAACUUGAAUGUGCAACGGCCACGCGAGCUGGGGCCGAUUCGUACGCGGGAGGUGUCGAGGCUGGUGAUGUCGCUAUGGCUGCUAUGCGAUACCUCAACCCACUAAGCCAGUCUUUCGGGUUCUACAAAGCAUGGUUCUUUUUCCCGAACAACGUCCAACACGUCCUCGUCGCCAACGUUCAGCAAUAUUCCCAGCACAGCCACCCUGCCUUUUCUGUGCUCGACCAGCGCUUGCGUUCCGGAGACGUAUAUCUGAACGGACAGUCGAUUUCGGAAGGCGGCAACUUUACCGAGACCAAUACGCUCUGGCAUAGUGGUACCGGCUAUACAUUCCCUCCAGACCAAGCUAUUUCCACCCCACUUUCCGUAUGUCUCCAAUCUAAAUCCGGAGACUGGAGCAAAAUCGGCACGAGUAAACGGCCGCCGUCGAUCAAAGACACAUUUACGGCCUGGCUCGUACAUACACCCUCUAGCCGCACCCCAACCACGCAUUCUUCCGAUCCCAACACUUCCGCCCCGAUCGAGUACUCUGUUUUCCCUGCUACCCGGAGCAACUCUGAGUUCGAGAACAAGGCAGCACGGUACCGACCGCGAACGAUCGUCAACUCGGAGGUGGUGAGCGCCGCCAUGGAUUCGCACGCUACGGUGCUGGGAGCGGCGUUCUGGAAACCUUUGGGUGGGAGUGUAUCGGUCAAGGAGAUGGGAGUUGGGCUGGAGGUGGAUCGAGGAGUGGUGGUGAUGCUCAAGUUCAAGGACGAGGGGCGUACCAAGGGCAGGAUUUAUGUUGCGGACCCGACACAUGGCUCUGGGACGGUUACUGUCAAGGUCAACUGGCUUGGUCAGGCUAUCUCGCGGCGCUCUGCCGGAGAGGGGUGUUCUGGGAGUAAAUGUCCGGGUUUGAAGAGGACUAGUGGGCACGAGAAGGGAGAGGUGGUUCUAAAAUUGGACCUUCCUGGGGGUGGUUUGGCGGGGUCAACGGUGGUCGGGGUGUUUUAA
Messenger RNA from Rhizoctonia solani, 2400 nucleotides. Its product is annotated as polysaccharide lyase family 8 protein. The transcript is spliced from 8 exons. The coding region runs from base 1 to 2400 and encodes 799 amino acids. Lineage: Eukaryota; Fungi; Basidiomycota; Agaricomycetes; Cantharellales; Ceratobasidiaceae. Gene Ontology annotation, cellular component: extracellular region. Gene Ontology annotation, biological process: carbohydrate metabolic process. Gene Ontology annotation, molecular function: lyase activity; carbohydrate binding. The record is from RefSeq and is a predicted model, not a curated record.